Euleptes europaea (tarantolino) is the source of this 1559-nucleotide messenger RNA. It is a transcript of the gene SOCS1, whose product is annotated as suppressor of cytokine signaling 1. Lineage: Eukaryota; Metazoa; Chordata; Lepidosauria; Squamata; Sphaerodactylidae. The record is from RefSeq and is a predicted model, not a curated record. Gene Ontology annotation, biological process: intracellular signal transduction; phosphatidylinositol phosphate biosynthetic process. The coding region runs from base 1 to 1548 and encodes 515 amino acids. The transcript is spliced from 5 exons. Gene Ontology annotation, molecular function: 1-phosphatidylinositol-3-kinase regulator activity. Gene Ontology annotation, cellular component: phosphatidylinositol 3-kinase complex.
AUGCAUAGACUUGUGGACUCCUGCCGUUGGGGGGAAGCGGGGUGUCGUGGAGGAGAGACACCCCAGACCGGGCGUCGGGAAAAGCGUUUGACGGCAGCUGCGGCUCAGCCCGCAGGAACCAGCGCCGAGGCUGAGCCCCCACGGUCCCGGGGCAACAGCUUUUCUUCCCGUCCCAAGUCCGGCGGUGGCCCGGCCAUAGCCUCGCUGAUCCGGGCCCAUCGGGGGUCUUCGCCUCAAUGCGGAAACCAGGCCGCCUCCUUCGGGGGAUUUGGGGUGACGACGCCUGGUCGCGGGAUCCUCUUGAAUCCCGGUCUUAGCCCGGACCGGACGCGCAUGAGGCGAAACGCCUGGGCUCGAUCCUGGCUGCAACAGGGAUGGAAGGAGGAUACAGCGACCGGGCGUUUGGACCCUUUGUGGCAGGGUCGCAACACCCCCCUUCGGGUCGGAUGCCGGGAAAGGCGGGCCCUGCUCGGGGUCGAGGCCAAGGAGAGCGGCUGCCUUUCCGGGAGAACUCCCGCCGCCGCCCGGAGGUUGGCCACCCCGGCGGCGGCGGCGGGGCGCGCGCUCUGCACGCGCUCGCCGCCGCAGGAAGGGAAGGAAAGCGAAAGCUGGCGCGGGGGGGGGGCGGCCACGUGUUUUCCGAGAAGAGCCCUUCGGGCCGGGCGGAGCAUGCCGCCGCCGCCGCCGCCGCCGCCGCCCCGGCCCCGCACCCAGCCCCGGGGCCGCCCAGCCCGCUCGGGCCGGCCGCAGCAGCCCAGGCGGACGCACGGACCCUAUUCAUUCCGGCCCGUGGCUCCCACUUCGGAUGAAUUGAUCCCCAGCGGCAGAAAGCGCCUCCUCUUCCUCGUGUUUCUCACCCUCCAAAACAAUGAGAGCUCCGAGCCAGCUGCCCUUCCUUGGCCCCUGACGCGAUGGAAGACCGCCCCGACUGGUCCGCGAUAUAGAAUGGUCGCGCGGAGCAGCGUGCGGCCUGAAAAUGCCCGAGCGAGGGAGCUGCGGCAUCGGCUGGAGCCCCCCGUGCGGGACCCUUCUCGGCCCUGCGUCCCCCGCGGCCUGGCCGGCCCGGACAGCCACUUCCACACCUUCCGCUCCCAGGCGGACUUCAGCAGCAUCAUCCACACCAGCGCCAUGCUGGAGGCGUGCGGCUUCUACUGGGGGCCCUUGUCCGUCAGCGCCGCUCACGAGAAGCUCAGGGGCGAGCCGGUGGGCACCUUUCUCAUCCGGGACAGCCGGCAGAAGAACUGUUUCUUCACCAUCAGCGUUAGGACUGCCUCCGGGCCCACCAGCAUCCGCGUCAUCUUCCAGGCAGGCCGCUUCAGCCUGGAUGGCAGCAAAGAGGAUUUCGGCUGUCUCUUCAAGCUGCUUGAACAUUAUGUCAGCUCUGCACGGAAGGUCCUGGUGGCCCCUUUGCGCAAAGUGCGCAUGCGCUCCUUGCAGGACCUGUGCCGCAAAAGCAUCAUGACAGCGCUCGGGGAGGAGAAUCUAAGCUGCGUCCCCCUCAAUCCGGUUUUAAAGGAUUACUUGGCUUCUUUUCCAUUUAAGUUGUAAAAACUCUGCAU